AUGAGGCCAGCAGGCCCAGCGUCUCCUCCGAGCACUCGCGCGCGGCUGUGGCGGCGCUGUCCUCGUCGCAGGCCUCACGCUGGCCUCCGAAGUCGCGCCACAGGUACUUCAGGUACUGGGGAAUGGGAGUGUUGUGAACGGGGCGUGAGGGCCGAGGGCGGGGUGUGA
This is a messenger RNA of Auxenochlorella protothecoides, 168 nucleotides long. RefSeq lists its product as hypothetical. The transcript has a single exon. The record is from RefSeq and is a predicted model, not a curated record. NCBI's taxonomy places the organism in Eukaryota, Viridiplantae, Chlorophyta, Trebouxiophyceae, Chlorellales, Chlorellaceae. The coding region runs from base 1 to 168 and encodes 55 amino acids.